Messenger RNA from Toxoplasma gondii ME49, 2780 nucleotides. RefSeq lists its product as hypothetical. NCBI's taxonomy places the organism in Eukaryota, Apicomplexa, Conoidasida, Eucoccidiorida, Sarcocystidae. The coding region runs from base 580 to 1794 and encodes 404 amino acids. The transcript is spliced from 2 exons. The record is from RefSeq and is a predicted model, not a curated record.
AACUCAAGUGGCCGGGACGCCGCCUAAUCUGUAGAGCUCCCAAUUUACGAGGAGCCAUGCAACACUUUCUCUCCACAGCCACGGGAACCUUCGCCGUCAAACGGGUGCGUUCUCGACAACAUUCUGCGCUACGACAAAGGAGGAGUUAGCGAGGAAUUGGAGGUAACACGCACGUUAGAGGCUAAGACUAGCGGCCGAGCGCUUGGUUCGAUCGCGGCGGAGACUGCAGCUCUUCGAAUCUUCAUUUCCGACAAGGCGAGUUUACCUGUUCCGUGAGUAACGUUCCGUCGAAGAUUUCAGGUUGGAUGCGCGGACUGCUUGGGUCACUAGAGAGCAGUGGACUUUCAGGUGCCUUUUUCUGCAUGGUAUACUGCGACAAAAACAGAAUUUCGCCUUCGACAGUGUUCGGCGGGCACUACCGGGGAGGGGCCGCCCCGCUGCCGUCUCUUCAACUGGACCUUCUUCUGUGUUUGUCCGGCGAGACGCGUACGCUUGAAAUUACCGUUUAGGCGUUUUCCAGGAUUUACAGGCUGGGGUGAAGUUCGAGGAAACACUGGCUUUCUUCGCGGCCGGAUAAAGAUGGCGGAGCGGGUGAGUACGCCCGGGCCGGCCGCCUGCCUCGCAGCUGGGGUCGCCUCGUUCUCCACGUCACAGAUGACAGUUAAGUGCUCGGGUCCAUUUACACUUAAUUUCCAGCGUCCACCAUGCUUCGGGAGAGGGAAGCGCUUCCUCAUGCUAGCCUUCUUGGGACUCAGCUCUGUCCUGUGUGCGGGAAUCAGUCCUCGUUUGCUUGGAGUUUCUGCGGGUUCCCCGAAAAAGUCCUUCGCUGAGGAAGCCGUCUCGGGUCUGGGGCUCCACGCGCUGCACGGGCUUUUGUCGCAGCUCGGGGAAUUGGCGAAAAACACGACUUCAGCUGUCCGUCGCUCGGUUCACCGCAGCUUGUCUGAAGCUCGACAAACAGAUGCGUUCAAGUCGCUGAAAUACGCCAUGAACCGCGAGCCAGUGAUGACGGAAGAAGGCCUGGAGGAGGAGCUGUCCGCCUUAGGACAUGGUAUGAUCAAGUACCUUGCCCGAGUGGACACGGUGCACCCGCGGGAGCGACAAACAGUUUUGACUCAGCUGAUCCAAAAGGACCCCACCCUGUUCCACGUGUUGUUCAAAUACACGGCGCUGGAGGGUUUCGCGGACGUCAGCACAUCCUUCAGUCGCCUGAAAGACUUCUCCAGAAGUUUCGAGGACCUUUUAAAGAUCCAGGAAGACGACGAUGUGGUGUUAGAGAGUGGCUCAGAAAGGAGCGAGGUCGAAUCCGAUAAAGUGGCGGGUGAUGGAAGUGGAAAAAGUGCGGAUGAGAAGGCCAGCGAGUCGCCGACAGGGAAUGGCAAGCGACGGACACGCAGAAAGAACGUAAGAGGGAAGAAAAGACCGCGAAAAGAUGUAGCAGAGUUGACUGCGAGUGCCCUGAAACUCUUCGAGGCAGAACUGAGUACCCACCUCUCCUAUCUUACUGACCUUCUUAGCAAGAGUCCCGAAGAUGCGGAAGCUCUGAAGCUUUACGUUCGCCGAAUGGUUCCCCGCCUGAAGCAAGCUUUCCGAGCAGCGUGGCAGGCGGCCUCCACGCAACUUGGAGAGAGCGACGGCGAGUUCCAUCUACGGUAUUUGACAGAUUACUUGCGCGAGUUUGGUGUCCUGGAUACCCAGCUCGGCAGACUCAGCGAAAUUUUGCCGAGUUCGCAGCCUCCCUUCAACCCUGAAAACCAUUAUUACGGGACACCGUCCAUUGCACCCUGGGAAUGAACUGGAGGAAUCAUCCGUAGCGAGAGUGCCGAUACGGUUUUUCUGGCUACGACAGACAGGGUUGUGACUCGCAGCUUGUUGGAUUUGGGCUACUUUCUUUGCCGAAACAGAUGGAGCCUAACGUCUGAACACAGUCCUGCGUUAAUGUACUUCAGGUAGAUGAUGCAGUAUUUCCUUAUAAUCAUAGUGACUAUCCUCCUUUCGUUCGGAGGAUGUCAGUGGAGCCUCAGUCGGGGCAAGAAGCUGAGAAAAACACGGUUUCGUUUUUGUCCAGUGCCUGCAAUCAACCUCGGUUGCGGUGAAACGUUGAAUUUUCAAGCUCCACCGUUUUUGUGAGCAACUCUGGGAGCUCAGUGACAUACGCUGUCUUGGAACGAGGAACCAGUCGCUGCCACCAUCUGUUGCGUCACUGUUCUGUACGGUCACUUUAAAAUCAAGGAAACAGAGAGUGUCCGCAACUGAACGAAAUCGAGGAAUGAUGGGGUACCGCAAUGUUCCUAUCCAACGAUUUACGAGUCAGAUUUGCAAGCCAGGAUGAUUCGUCAGUAGGGGUUUCUAGAAUUUUGUUUGGAAAUGUGUGGUAAUGCACUCUGUUCGCUCCCGAUUUCCUGCUUUCUUUCACCGGAAUGUCAGAAUUAUUCUCCGGGAUUAGAAGUUCGGCGCUGAGAUCGUCUGUCUGGUGCUGUGUUCUUUUUGUUGAGCUCUUGGCUUUGGUUUUCAGUGUGCACGUGUGUGCAAGCGAUGCGUUCGUAGAUGUGCGUGUCCUGCCUGACCAGCUGAUUUUGCGUCAAAUGCUCGGGUAAUAUCUGACAUAUUGCCAGCAGAUCCAGCAAAUGAACGCACACCAUCUUUAACUACGCAUCGUCGACGGUGAUCGAGGCAGAUACCUUCCGCGCCAGCCGUUGACUGCAAGUUGGCAGGUUGUUGAGGCCGACGACUAACACUGAACCACGCGACGGCGGUAAUCGUCAAAAGUCUCUGAUCGG